CUGCCACGACUACGGUGUGUGAGUGUGCCACCGCAUGCGGUGGCUGCUCCUGGGCGUAGGAGGAGAUCUUAUCAGCGCUAGGUGUGUGUGGAGUUUCAGGCUACCUCAUCACCCCCCAUCUCUCCACCUCCCACUGGGCCUUGCCCCUCAUCCUCUGUACAGGAAGUGGGCUCGCCCUGGGUUUCAGUCUGCUGCUGGCCUAGCUUCUGUCUGCUACCUAAGCUGCUGAGCAGGAGAUGGCCGAGGACCCAGGCUCCGGCAGGCCUGCAGGGAGCAUACCGCCGCAACUCCAUGUCGCAGUCAGGAUGGUUUAUGCCCACGUAGAAAGAGCCAUCACAGAACCUGCCCUUGUGCUGUGAGACUACGCUGUGACAGGUGUGGGUCAGUCCAGGACAGGAAGCGUGACGGCCAGCCACCGCUGACCCUGCUCCGUCAUCGUCACUGUACUGGAAAUCAGGUGACCCAGUUAGAAGAGCCUGGGUCUGUGGGAUGACAGGCCCUGCUGAGGCCUCAGUGGAGACAUAUGAGUCAGGGGUGGGAACGUCUGGUAGUUGUGAAGGGCAUGCGUGGGUGUUGCCUCAAGGGGGCAGUGCCUGGGACUCUGAGGUCUUGAGCUGCGCUUGCGUCGCCUGAGGCUGGCCUCACGGUAUGUGGUUUUGAGUGGCUUCCUUAGUCUCCCAGAGACUAACGUUGUCCAUGAUGGGUGGGUGGAUGCUCCUGUGCCCCUUCAGUCGGGGCUGGGAAGCAGGCUUGAGAGCUUUAUCCAAGGCCUGCUGUGCUUUGGGCUGGUGCUUGUGGUCUGGCCCCCACUUUCCUAUGGUUUUGCCUCUUUCAUCCCCCUUAUCCUCUCCCCCGGGGUUAUGUCCCAGGUCUCUUGCAGCUUGAGGCUGCUCCGAUGCUGGGCCUAACCUGGGUGACUCCCUCGUCAAAGCCUAUAGCACUUCAGCUCAUGCCGGGUCCCUGAGGAGCUGUGGGGGGCCCCCUCACUUAGAUUCUUCAGGGACCUGUAAGAGCUCCCUCCUGACCCAAGCACCUGCAGGGACCUGAUUCUUCAGGACAGGGAGGUCCUAGGUGGAACCCCAGCUCUGUAGACUUGACCCUGGGAGCCUUGGUCCCCUGGUCUGUGUAGCAAGGACACAGAACAGCUGCUGAGCUGUCGGGCAGAAGAGAGUGGCUGGAAGCCUGACGGCGUUGGUACACGGCCUGAGCAGAGCUCACUGAACAUCCCCGGCAAUGACUGUCACCAGCCCGUCCAGCAUCACCGUCCUGCAGACCCCUGAACACACGGGAUUCCUUCAGUGCAUGACAUUUAUCGAACACCUCCCAUGUAACGAGCUCAGCGGUGUGGAAUAGGCACUCUGCCUUGCCAGUCGGGCACCUGUCAUGCCGGAGGGGUGGACAGCAAUCCAAGGCAGGACAUCCUUCCUUCACGGGGGGACGGGGGUGAGCGCCACAGAACUAGGAGAGAGGGGAAUUUGAAACGGACCUUAAAGGAUAGCAGGAGUCUUGGGGACAGCGGGAGGAGGGGGGAUGACUCCGGAGAGGCUCAUAGAGCACCAGACCAGAGCCACCAGCUUGUGUGGACUGCAAGAGCCACCCUAGGGCAAGGCUCAGCCUUGCUUUGCAGGCUGUCCAGGGCUGAAGUGGUGGCUCUUGGUGACCCUGUGGAGCCUCCUCUUCUGAGCCCACACUUCAGCUUUCACCCCCAUUGUUUCAGUUCACUCUAGGAAAGGCGAGGGUAGAGCAUCCUGGGUACCGCUGGAAGCCCAUGGCUGGCCAGCAGCUGUCCGCUGUGGGACAGGGCUCGUGUCUUCAGCUCCGCCGCUUGGAUAUGAUGGCUGCCGCAGCUCUGUCCUGGUGCCUGGGCCUCUCCGUCAUCCUCCUGUUCCCGGCUACACCUCGGGCGUCUGCAGAGGCGAAGGACUGUCCCCAUCUCGAGUGCUUCUACAACUCCAGAGCCAAUGUCUCCUGCGUGUGGAGCCGGGAAGAGGCCCUUCAGGCCACCUCCUGCCACAUCCAAGCCAAGUCGAGCGGCCGGGACUGGAAUAAAACCUGUGAGCUAUUUCCUGUGAUGCAGGCAUCCUGGGCCUGCAACCUGAUCCUCGGGGACCUAGAUUCCCAAUCACUGACGGCUGCAGAUACCCUCAACAUAAGCGUGGUGUGCUGGGAAGGGAAGGGUUGGCGCAGGGUGAAGACCUGUAAAUUUAAGCCCUUUGAGAACCUCCGCCUGGUGGCCCCUCACUCACUCCAAGUUCUACACAUUGAAACCCAGAGCUGCAACAUAAGCUGGGAGGUCUCUCAGGUCUCUCACUACAUUAAUAGAAACUUGGAAUUUGAGGCCCGGACACGUUCCCUGGGCCAAAGCUGGAAGGAUGCACCCCUGCUAAGCCUUAAGCAGAGACAGCAGUGGAUCAACCUGGAGACGCUUACCCCCGACACCUCAUACGAGCUCCAGGUGCGGGUCAGGGCCAUACGAGGUGAACACAGGACCUGGAGCCCCUGGAGCCAGCCCCUGGCCUUUCGGACAAGGCCAGCAGAUUCCGGGAAGGAGACCCUGGCCCUACCAUGGCUCAGACACCUUUUACUGAGCCUUGGGUGUGUUUUUGGCUUCUUGGUCUGUGUCUACGUUUUAGUCAAGUGCCAGUACCUCGGGCCAUGGCUGAAGACAGCUCUCAAAUGCCACGUCCCAGACCCCUCUGAGUUCUUCUCCCAGCUGAGCUCCCAGCAUGGAGGAGACCUUCAGAAAUGGCUCUCCUCGCCCUUCCCCUCAUCCUCCUUCAGCCCAGCUGGUCCUGCCCCUGAGAUCUCUCCACUAGAGGUGCUGGAGGGAGACACCAAGGCCAUGCAGUUGCUCCUGCUACAGCAGGACACAGCCCCCUCACCCUCGCCCAGCGGCCACUCCCAGACCAGCUGCUUCACCAACCAAGGCUACUUCUUCUUCCACCUGCCCAACGCCUUGGAGAUCGAGUCCUGCCAAGUGUACUUCACGUAUGACCCCUGCGUGGAAGAAGAAGAAGACGUGGAGGAGGAUGGGCCGGGGCGGCCCGAGGGAUCUUCCCUCCCUCCUCUGCUCCCUCUGGCUGGGGAAGAGGAUGACUACUGUGACUUCCCACCCAGAGAGGACCUGCUGCUUUUCUCCCCCAGCCUGGGCUCCCCCAACCCUGCCUUUGGGGGCGUAGUCGCCCCGGAAGAGAAGCCUGCCCUCUCUCUGCAGGAAGGACUUCCCUCCCUCCCAUCUCCUGACCUGAUGGGCUUGCAGUGCCCUCCGGAGCUGGUGCAGGGAGGUGAUGGAGAGGGGCUGUCUGCUGGAAGCUCGGGGGAGCAAGCCAGUGUCCCCGAAGGCAGCCCUCAUGAGCGAGGUCAGGACACGGCCCGGGCCUCCGCGCUGCCUCCAAACACUGAUGCCUAUCUGUCUCUUCAAGAACUACAGGCCCAGGAUCCCGCCCACCUGGUGUAGACUAGGUCAGGUCGGGUUUGAGGGGGACUGGAUGAGGACUGUUCCUGGCUAUCUGCACCCCAACACUUAGUCAUCCUCUUCGGAGCUCCACUUGCUGCUCUCUGGUCCACGCAGGAUCUGGGGUGGGGAGGGGCGGUCAGCUCCACCUCCCUCUCUAGUCGUGAGGUCACUAGCUUCCUGUACCUGCCUUACUCCUGUUCACCUUCACAGAGCGUCCGGAGCCUGCUUCCCCAGACACAGCUGUGCCCACGCUCCUCUUCUGUCCUUGAGCUUGCCGUGGCUCCCUACCCCUCCGCACCCUUCCCUGUCCCAACUCUUGCCAGCGCUGCUGUGGGACAGCUGUCCUCGGGGUGUGACGUGGCUGCUGCUGUCUCAAUCAGAGCAGCUGCGUCUACCCAAACUAAGAGAGCCUGCUAAGACUGGUUGCAGCCUGUUGACAUUCUAUUAUAGAAGGAGGGGGAUAGGAAGGGUCACCAGACUGUCACCAGAGAUUCCAGCCACUCUGUUGCCCGCCAUCUCCAGCUAUGUGUAAUUCCGCCCCGGUGCGUGUGUUCUUGGAAGAUGCUGGCAUAUGCCGGGGGUGGCGGGGGUGGGGUGGGGAUUGAUUGAAGUGAGGACUCCAUCUAUGUAGCUAUAGUGACAUCAUCCCCUGUUCUGGGGUGGGAGUUUCUGUGAUGCAGCUGUUUUGGAGUCCCCUACGCUCCUGUAAGUAAGCCUCUAAGACUCAAAGGUUCACCAAGCUGGACUUGUGGAUUCCUGCCUUUGAUGCCAUAUACGAGAGAAGUAGAUAUCCGUUCAUGUAUUCCCCCCGCCACUCUCCCCCAAAAAAAGCAUACACAACAAGCAUUGUGUCAGCAUUGUGUCCUUUGUGGAAACCUCACAAGGAUCCCACGGGGUCCCCUGGAGUCCCCCUCUUGAGUGACACCCAUUGGAGCACUGUUUGUUGUGCCUCCCCUAGGUGACAAAUGUCCCUCAUCUCCACCUGUAAGUCCUGCUUCCAAGGGCAGUGCGGCUUCCCUAGCGCACUCACACUUCCCUGGUCCACACUAGAAGGAGUUGAUGGGGAUAAGGCCUGCCCCAUCUUCCUUCUUUGGAGCUGUCUCUUGACCUCCCAGGGAUGGGCUCAGCGUGAACACAAAUACCAACAGCGGCUGCUGUAUCUUCCCACGCCCACCCCAUCAAUUCACGAGGGAGCCUGCAGGAAGGUUAGCGCCGAGUCCCAGCAGCCCAGGCAAAGAGAACACCUAUGCCUAGGUGUCCCAUCUCACCCUCAGAGGAGAGCGCUACUCUCUAAGGCAGCUCCUCCAGCACAGGUCUCAGUGUCUGUCACUGCUCCAGGGUUGGUGGCACCAUGCUGAUCAAUCAGAUCCUAUCUCCUAAGGGAAGCAGAAACCCAGGCCUAGCUAAUGGAUGGCCUGCCCACAGUGCCUGCCUCAUGGUUCCUGCUCAUACUCAUUGGCUGCCUGGCCAGACCACAGGCCUUCAAGCUGACUGGCAGCCUGAGCAUAAAAGGUCUGUCACAGAGGCUGGGCCUGAUCUAACCAAGCAGAUUAUCUCUCCAUCAGAUGUCCUGGGAGCUGGUGCUUGAGACAAGGCCCCAAAGCUUAGCAAGAAAAGAUGAGCCAAUGCAGAGGGUGUUUGGGUCCCAUGCAAGAGUUUUCCUGCCUACCAGGGUUCAGAAGUCCUGCUUCCUUCUGUAUGAAAUCCCACACAUCCCCUCCUGCCACAGGAUGCUGUCUGCGGCCAUCCUCCUCUGUCUCAAUAAUGGAUUUGACCCAAACUUUGCAUCCAUACUCUUGACUGUGUAUCCUGGGCAAAUGUAAACCUUUGGAAUUCUUUUGCCUUAGCUCCCAAACAGAAAUAGAACUUAUUUCCACUGUCUGAAGAGGUCUGAGGAAGAUUUGGUUCUCUCUCUUUUAAUGAUCUGUGCAUGCUGUCUUUGUAAUUAUUCCCUGAGAAGUUUUUAACUCCUUCUUUUUUUUUUUGUUUGUUUGUUUAAAUACACAUAUUUAAAGACUUUUCAUCA
Molecule: messenger RNA, 5483 nt
Organism: Peromyscus leucopus (white-footed mouse)
Lineage: Eukaryota; Metazoa; Chordata; Mammalia; Rodentia; Cricetidae
Gene: Il2rb
Product: interleukin 2 receptor subunit beta
Exons: 11
Coding region: 1769-3457 (562 amino acids)
Biological process (GO): cytokine-mediated signaling pathway; immunoglobulin mediated immune response
Cellular component (GO): external side of plasma membrane; membrane
Molecular function (GO): protein binding; cytokine receptor activity
Source: RefSeq, a predicted model, not a curated record